UCGAGAUUCGAGUUUGAGUGUUUCUAGCCUGCUAUGCAGUGGUUUUGGUUUUGUCUUUAGUUUUUGUUAUUAAACCCCGUUCCCCUGCAACCUCCUGCCUCCUCUCCUCUCUGCGCCUGGGUACUUCCCUUUCCCCCCGUAACAUUAUGGAGCAGCCUUACCAGUACCCAGCAGAGGGGACCUGUCUCUGGUGGACCUCUGGCUCUUCCCAGGUCUACAGGGACUUCAAGGGGAGUCGCCUGGCCGUAAGGGGGGGUCGACCACGUCACCGCCGCCCUCACCGCAAGCCCUCCCCAAACUCCUGGAUGGAGCUGGACAUUCUCCAGCCACGGGCCUUCCUGGACCCUCUGGACCAGGACCUGUGGCUGUGGGAGGACCCUUACCUGGAGGAGGUGGGGGUCGAGCCCCAGUGGACUUUGGAGGGUCAGCCCCCAGCCUCCUUCUUCAAUGGGAGUCGACUGGCUGUAAGAGGGGGCCGCCGUCAUCGCCGCCGCCCUUCUCGGCGUCCCGCCCUGGUCCCGGAGGUGAACCCGGAGGCACCCCGUCCCGUUCCGGCUCCUAGGAGGGUCCCGGAGGCACCCCGUCCCGUUCCGGCUCCUAGGAGGGUCCCGAAGGCACCCCGUCCCGUUCCGGCUCCUAGGAGGGUCCCGGAGGCACCCCGUCCCGUUCCGGCUCCUAGGAGGGUCCCGGAGGCACCCCGUCCCGUUCCGGCUCCGAGGACUGUGCUGGGCCCACCACGACCCGUUCCGGCUCCGAGGAGGUUGCUGGAUGCAACUCCUCCAGUUCCGGCUCCUAGGAGGGUCCCAGUCGCACCUCGACCCGUUCCGGUUCCGAGGAGGUUGCUGGACGCAACUCCUCCAGUUCCUGCUCCGAGGAGGGUGUCGGAUCGUCCACGACCGGUUCCGGCUCCGAGGAGGUCGCCGGACGCCACCCCUUCCGUUCCUGCCGCGGACCCCCAAUCCGAGCCGCCUGCAGCGGACCCCCAAUCCGAGCCGCCUGCAGCGGACCCCCAAUCCGAGCCGCCUGCAGCGGACCCCCAAUCCGAGCCGCCUGCAGCGGACCCUGACUCAGAGCCGCCUGCUGCGGACCCGGAGCCGCUUGCAGCGGACCCUGAGCCGCUUGCACUUGCAGCGGACCCUGAGCCGCUUGCAGCGGACCCUGAACCCGAGCUCUGGACUUUUGAAGGUAUGGGUGCGAUCUUUAUAGGUCACCAGCAGUUUUGCAGGAUGAAUCAGCCCGUGCCGAAUGCCCCGGUUACGCAGCUCCCGGCGCACCGGGUCAAACUGCUUCCUCAGUUGGUGAAGCCCCGUGGCUAA
This is a messenger RNA of Oryzias latipes (Japanese medaka), 1316 nucleotides long. The record is from RefSeq and is a predicted model, not a curated record. Lineage: Eukaryota; Metazoa; Chordata; Actinopteri; Beloniformes; Adrianichthyidae.